This is a messenger RNA of Papilio polytes (common Mormon), 2362 nucleotides long. RefSeq lists its product as uncharacterized. The record is from RefSeq and is a predicted model, not a curated record. NCBI's taxonomy places the organism in Eukaryota, Metazoa, Arthropoda, Insecta, Lepidoptera, Papilionidae. The transcript is spliced from 7 exons. The coding region runs from base 17 to 1540 and encodes 507 amino acids.
UGUCAUUCUCAUUAUCAUGGCGGAGGACGAAGACGGUGUUUCAAAUAAAAAUUCACCACAAAAUUCAAACGAUGCAGACUCCAAUCAGGAAAAUGAACAAAAUGAUGUAAAGCCAGACCUAGGAAUUGAAGAAGCAAAGUACAAUAGUCAAGAAAAUGGCCACUCCUCGCCCACAAAGCCCAAAAGUUCCUCAACUAAGUCAACCGGAGCCGUGCGUAAGGAAGAGAAUCCGUUUUCAUUUCGGCACUUCUUGAAGAGAGAUCUUUCGUUGCCGGGCAACUCGACAUACGAGCACACUGGUGCAAGGCCUAAGGUUUACUCAAACACAGUUCAACACUCGCCUACUAAAGUAGACGUACACUCGGACUCCAGACGAGAGAAAAAUCGUCAGUAUGAUAAUCAAACCAAAGAUAAAUCAAGCGAGGGCGCCUGCCAUCGCCUCAGUGAUAAUGCACCUUCAACUAGUUCUAUGGAUGUACCAUUUAGUGUGGUAGGGAACUCAAAUUCUAAGAAUAAUUUUUACUCAGAGACUGCUGAUGUACCAUUUUAUCAUAGACCAAAUUUGGCAUCUGAGCCAUUGGGGAUGCCGUCCCUACCUGACUUUGUACAAGACCACAUCUUAGUAGAACAGGCGUAUUUACAUUCAAAUGGACCAAUGUCAUUGGACUUGGACAAUCUGCCGGACUUUACAUUUAAUACUAACUUUAAUGCUGGAUCAUCGUCAUCCUUGGGGAGGAGGAAUGAAAACAAUUAUGUUGGAAGAGGCUAUGAUUACGAUCCAUAUAUGGGAGCAUCAACAUCAUCUGACUCUGGACCAUCAAACCGGAAUAUCCCACUAGACCUGCCGGUAGGGGCAGAAGCUGCAGGUCCUGUUCCACUUGACCAUCCUAUGCAUCUAAGUCUAGACCUCACAGAGUCUGUAAACCCAUCAGAUAGAAGGAAUAUGUCACCCCGGAAUCAAUUUCCAUUGGAUUUACCACCAAAUGCAGGUGCUGAAUCAAAACGUCUGCCAGACUUCCUGCCUGUCCACCCAGGCCGAACAUCCCCGGAGCCUGAACACCAGGAUGAACAGCUGCAGCAGAUCAUGAGCGAGCUGGAGAGAACCAGGUCGGAGUUAUUCACGGAGCGCAGCCGGCGGUGCCGCGCGGAGGAGGAGGCGGCCAGCGCACGCGCCAGGCUCGCCGAGCGGGAGCGCGCGCUGCGGGACCACGUGUGCGCGUCCCCCGCACCCGCCAGCGCCGCCGCCCCCGCACUGCCCACACUGCCCACACUGCCCACACUGCCCACACACAUACAGCUCGCCGAGGUCAGUGCUCGAAGUACGGACCUCGAAGUUGUGUCGAAACUGAAAAAUGAAAUCAAAAAAUUAAAGGAGCAGCUGCGCGCGUCGCAGGCGGAGGCGCGGGCGCUGCGCGGGGCGCAGGCCGGGGCCGCCGCCGACCUGCGCCGCGCCACGCGCCUCGCGGACACCUCGCUCAGAGAGUUGCUCGCCGGCUUGGAGCAGCUGAACACGCUGAGCUCGCGGCUGGACCCCACGUGAUCCCCAUCGCCCCCGCACCCCGCGUAACUGACGUCUAACUGUCAAACUGACGUCCCACAACUGUCAAACUGACGUCCCACAACUGUCAAAUUGACGUCAGCCACAGUCAAUCUGACGUCUGCUGUUAAACUACUGUCUGCUAUGAAACUGACGUCUGUAACCUGUCAUAUGUCUGCUUCAGUCGUCUUCUGUCAAAUUGACGUCCGCCACCUGUCAAAUUGACAGCAGUCAAUCUGACUGCUGGUAAACGUCUGCCAUCUGUCAAACGUUUUGUGUGACGGUUGACAGCUCUGGAACAUUCCGUUUCACAAUGAUUUUAUAAAAUUAUAAUUAUGCUGUUUAAAAAAUUAUUACAAUACGAUGUUACUUUUGGCAAUAAUGGAUGUAAAAAAAUGUUUUGAGAAUAAUUGAUACUUUAAUUGGCGUGUGGGAAAAUCGUAAAGUUAAAAAAUAAGGCAAAAUGUAAUUAUGGCUUUAAUUAUUUAACAAAUUAAGGAAUAUUUCAGAGCUGUCAACAAUAACCUCUAAAAACUGUAGUGGUAUUUAAAAAGUUUAAAAUAUUGCAGUUUUAAAUAAGCAUUGCAGCAAGUUUUAAAUAUUGAAAAGUCGGGGCGUGUCGAUAAAUGUAACUUAAGUUAGCGGAAUUAUGUUUUUUAUAACUUAAGAGUUCCUCCAUUUUACAAUAUUCGUCAUCACAAGUAAUUUAUUAUAAAAUUUUAACGUGAUCGUAUUUUAUUUAUAUUUAUUGUUCAUUUUUAAUUUGUACGCAGUUUGAAUGGAGCUUGUUUGUGUGGAAUUAAAUGAGCUGAUUUUAAUAUUUUA